ACCAAACUCCCAUUUUCGUAAAACUAACUCCCAUUUUCGAAAAGCAGACUCCCAUUUACAAAAAAAAGUACCAUUUUUAAGAAGUGGAUGUCCCUUUGGGGCUUCCGUAGGAUGUAAGAUCAUAGACACAAAAUGUAACGAUAUUUUCCACCCUACGGUAGUCCUUAAUAAAACAAUGAUUCAGAGACAGGAAUAUCAUAAACACGCGAAUGUGUAGUAAGAUUGUUGUUAAUUUUGAAGUUUUGUAUUAUCUAAUAAACGAUAAAGUUCCAAAGUCUAUCAACAGUAUAUUGGCAACUUUUCCUCGGCGUUUGCUACUUGAGUACCUUUACAUACAGCUAUUUUUGUCGGAAAUAGGAUAAUUACUAUUGAUUUAAGCUUAUGUUGAUGUAAUGAUUGCGGAAUAUCUGCCCUGAAAUCGAGUGUCACAUUCUGUCUGCUCCGAUGAAUAAGUUUGUUUAUCUUUUGUCUGAAAGAUCUCUAUAGCCAAUCAGCUUACGUUUGAUCAAGGUGUGUCCAUAAGAUAAGAGAACAAUUGAUUGUAGUUUAGUCAGUCAGAGAUAUAACUUUGUUGUGUACGCGAGAGGAUUCGAGAAAUUAAAAUCUGGAAGAGCAAAGCGACAGUGUGGGUUCCUUAUUCCCCAUAUUUUUAAACAGCCGGGAAUCUACUUAAGCCACACUUAAAACGCGUCAAUGAAGGGCAGCGGAGUUUGAAGUGGCUGGAUAACUCAAUUAUGGCAAAGGGAAUUUACCUUUCAGGUUUUCGAAACCUUUGUAUAUUUGUUUGCUUUUUUACAUUUAUUUUACUUGCAAAUAGGAACCACGACUAUUCUUUACGUCACUCCGUUUUCACUGCACGGGUAUAGCUAUAUAGAUAUUCUGCUUCGCCGAGGGAAAAAGACAUCGUUUUUCUCCUAUUGGCUCUGCUUCCAGUGAAAAAGAAUUCUAAACACGUUAGAACACUGAGUUGUGAAAGACACUUUUGUCCACGAGAUAGAUGCAGCGGAUUGAGUUACAAGUAUUCUAAACAAUCCUUGAGGUCAUUUCAAGAAGUAUUAAUAAGCAGGCAUCCGAUGUUCCCAGAGACUAAAAUAUCUCGGAAGUUCCAUGGUAUGCUUCUGAUGACCAACCAGAGUGAUAAUACCGAUUAAAAUUGGACAUUACACACACCGUCUUUACCACUCACUAGGAAAAAAACAGUUGCGCGACGGCGCCGGCAUUUCAUAAUAUCAGCUACUAUCGUAACAACUUAUCACAUAAGGACGCCACUGAAAGGCAAAAGGUUUAAUAUAACUCACUUGUUUGGUGGGACCAAUUAAAUACACCAAAUUCAAGAAAAUAAUUUAACAUACAGACUUGUUUUUCUGUUAAGAAAAAAGGGAAAUUUCCCUUCCGCGAAAUGACUGACAAAAUAAUUAUGACAUAUGGAUGGCCCGCCUACGCAUGCAAAUCACAUGAGAUCAUGCCCGCUUUUAUACUUUACACUCCAGCCACAUUUGUUUUUGUAGCGUUUAGUCACUACAUUUGGUACCUCAUCAAGAAUAGAAAACAAUGGAAAUGUCGACGUUUUCAGUCUCUGUAUGUCUUCUUGUAGAUGUAGGUAUGCACAUGAGAUAGCGAAGAAAAUCGAAAUGAGAUCAAUAUCAUCUUGCAAGGGAUAAUCAUCUGUUUAGCAGCACUUUCAAGUUUAUAAUUAUUUAUACCCUUUCCUCUAGGGCUAAAGCUCACCAACACUGCCUCAGCUCAUCGGUCCUGACAGCUUGCAGAUGGACCGAACAACUAGCGCGGAAGAGGAAACUCAGAAAAGCCAAGCUCAACAGUCUUACUCCAUCAGUUGUCCCUCCAAACUUUUGCAGGAAUCAUGCAUGAAUUCACGUCCCCAAAUAGUUACGGCUGAUGUUGAACAUCAUGCAAACUCAAUAACAUUAACAUUAAAAGAUUGUGAUGUCGUAAUCGUUGGUCAGCCAGUCGGUGUCCCGCACAUACAAAGCUGUGCUUUCCAUACCUACCGGGAGCCCAGUGCCAACGACGAAGCUACUUCGGAGUCAAGGAAUCGUUUUCCAGAGUCCGAAGGAACAUCUACAACGAAACACAAGAUAGUUUGCAAAGAUAAACCUGGAAUCCCGCAAAAAUACAAUGCACGUGUGGAAAGUGACACAUCCAUAACGAUCAAGGCUCAUCAGGCUUUAGAUGUAGAUCGUCCACUGCCAAUGAUUACGAAACAGGGAUAUCUGAAUGGCAAACAAUGCGAAGAGAUUGUUGAGAAACUAGUAAACUUGCAGGACAACGGGAAAUUCAAAGAACAUGAAGCCUUAGUGAUUGCAAAUUUGAAACUCUGCAAAGAAAAACAAAAUUUCGACAUGGAAUUGACUCUAUUAUUAGAGCAAGGAGUUGCAUUUUCUUACCACAGGGAAUUCAAGAAAAGCAGAAAACUUUUUAACUCUGUUAUCAUCAAAGGAGCUAAGCAUCCACUUAGAAAUGAAAAUCUGUUGAUGGCAAGAGCUCACUACUUGAUCGUGGACAAUUCCGUCGACAGGUUCAGGAAAGUAACAAAAAUACAGUCCAUGCAAGAAUGCCUGAAAAAAAGUCAAUUAUUACUUCAGAAUGUUGACUCACCACAAGACUGGGCAGAACUAUAUUACACCAGCGGAAACCUUGGCCUGGCUCGCAUGAGCACAAUGGGCAUAUCUGAACGAAGGCACGCACAGGCGCGCAGAGCUGUUCAAGAUGCUGCCAAACAUAAUUUCGAGCUGGCAAUCACAUGCUGUAAAAAGGAUCCCCGUGAGCGAAUUCAAACCAAAUUACAACGAUACUGUCAUCUCAAAGUUGCACAGCUGCUUCUCGAUACCUGCUCCACUGCUGCGUUGCAUCAGCAAAACGUUCUCCCGCCGGAACAAAUUGAAGAAGCGAAGCAGCAUCUGGAUUUCGUGGAGCGUGAACUCGGAAACGGGAUGCCAUUAGGUACACGAGUAGAGCUUUUGCAAACACGCUGUGACCAGUUUUAUCGCCAAGAAAAGUUUCAACUAGCCAAAGAAACAGCAGAGGAGGCAUAUAGCAUAGCGAAUUGUAACAGCGGAUUUUACUUUGUAGACGCACUGCAAGAGCGAAUUAAAUUGCUACACAGUUUUUGCGAGUGUAGGAUUAGGCUGGUUGUUGAUGAUGAUUUGCCAACUUCUGGCAGCGACGCCAGCUGCGAGGCAAGUUCUAGUGAACCUGAAUAGAGGCUAGAAUGAGUAGAGGGCCACGAACACUGCCACAGCUCAUCGGUCCUGACCAAUUUGAUGAUCGACAAACAAACCAGCGCGGAGGAGGAAACCGAGAAAAGCCAAGCUUAACAGUCUUACUCCAUCAGUUGUCCCUCCAACCUUUUACAAGAAUCAUGUCGUAAUCACUGGUCAGCUAGUCGGAGUCCCGCACAGACAAAGCUGUGCUCGCCAUAACUACUGGGAUCCCAGUGCGAACAACGAAGCGGGGUCAAAGAAUCGUAUUCCGGAGUCCGAAGGAACAUCUGCAACGAAACACGAGAUAGUUUGCAAAGAUAAACCUGGAAUCCCGCAAAAAUACAACGCACGUGUGGAAAGUGACACAUCCAUAACGAUCAAGGCUCAUCAGGUGUUAGAUGUAGAUCGUCCACUUCCAAUGAUUACGAAACAGGGAUAUCUGAACGGCAAGCAAUACGAAGAGAUCAUUGAAAAACUAGUAGACCAGCAGGACAAUGCGAAAUUCAAAGAGCAUGAAACUUUAGCGAUUGCAAAUUUGAAACUCUGAUGAGAAAAACAAAAUUUCGACAUGGAAUUGGCUCUAUUAUUAGAGCGAGGAGUUGCAUUUUCUUACCACAGGGAAUUCAAGAGAAGCAGAAAACUUUUUAACUCUAUUAUCAACAAAACAGCUCAGCAUCCACUUAGUAAUGAACAUCUUUUGAUGGCAGGAGCUCACAACUUGAUCGUGGACAAUUCCGUCGACAGGUUCAGGGUAGUAACAAAAAUACAGUCCAUGCAAGAAUGCCUGGAAAAAAAGUCAAUUAUUACUUCAGAAUGUUGACUCACCACAAGACUGGGCAGAACUAUAUUACGCCAGCGGAAAUCUUGGCCUGACUCACAUGAGCACAAGUCCCAUAUCCGUGAACGAAGGUACGCACAGGCGCGCAGAGCUGUUCAAGAUGAUGCCAAACAUAAUUUCUAGCUGGCAAUUUCAUGCUGUAAAAAGGAUCCCCGUGAGCGAAUUCACACCAAAUUAUAACGAUACUGUCAUCUCAAAGUUGCACAGCCGCCUCUCGAUACCUGUUCCACUGCUGCGUUGCAUCAGCAAAACGUUCUCUCGUCGGAACGAAUUGAAGAAGCGAAGCAGCAUCUGGAUUUCGUGGAGCGUGAACUCGG
This is a messenger RNA of Orbicella faveolata, 4376 nucleotides long. RefSeq lists its product as uncharacterized. NCBI's taxonomy places the organism in Eukaryota, Metazoa, Cnidaria, Anthozoa, Scleractinia, Merulinidae. The record is from RefSeq and is a predicted model, not a curated record.